Messenger RNA from Bemisia tabaci, 2279 nucleotides. The record is from RefSeq and is a predicted model, not a curated record. Lineage: Eukaryota; Metazoa; Arthropoda; Insecta; Hemiptera; Aleyrodidae.
GUGAUAUUUUUCGUCCAUACUGUUCAACCUGGAUAACUCUUAUCUCUGUUGUAAUUGUUUACCGAAUUCUCAUCACUACUCAUCCUAUACAUUGAAUAGACACAUCGUCAGUUUGUUACUAACCUCCAAUAUGAGUAAAAACUCUGGUAAUGUUUUACUUAGACCUUCCUUGAAAUUAUUUCGAUUAUUCUUAUGCGUGUAUUUCAUUCCUCAGACUUUUGGAUUCUUGGGGAAAAUUGACGAUGAGUCCGGACUUCACACAAUCCCACGCUUACGGCCUCUUGCGGCGGAACCAGACACCGUCGCAGAACCGGCUACAAAAUCGGAAGACGAAGUCACCUUAAAAGCGGACGCCUUCAUUAAAUCCCUGGAGACCUUCAACGCAAGCAAGCAGAGCCUGAAAUCCAGUGCCGGGGAUCUAGCUUCCUCCACGAAGGCCUUGCUUGAAGCGGCCGGUACCACGACGGAGGAAGACUACUAUACAACUCUUUUGAAGCACGUGAACCAACGACCCGAGAAAUUCCCCGAGGCCCAGUACCACGUUCAUGGCGGUGGUACCGGCGAGAGGGUGAACGCUACUAUCGACCUCCUUGUCCAUCGGGUAGACGGCGAGUUCUUCGCUUUUAACGCGCACCUCUCCUGGGGUCAUGAGAUUGCGUACGCGCAGCUCUGCUAUCUCGCCCAGCGAAAUGGUACUGAGCUUUUUUAUAGAGGAUUCAGCCGUCCGGUAACGCGCACCAUUGUUGUGGGUGUGGAGUUCACCGGGCUCGAAGCGAUGAAGUUCUCGUAUUAUGUUAAUCCCAAAAGCUUCAGAAGUCCGCUUACUGUAAUUGAACUAUAGAUGAUCUCCUUGAAAACGAGAAAAAUUUCUGGCUCUGAUGGGAACUAAACUGGGGGAAAAGGUCACUUGGAUCUAGAGUCCAGACUCUUAAAAACAUCGACAAGAAAAUAUAUUCUUAAUUGAUUCAAUCGGACUUUCCGUCGGAAUCGAAAGGAAAUCCAUCUAAAUCAGGAGGCUCGGCUCUUCGACUCAAGGAAAAAUCGAAUUGAAUCAAGAGUAUUUUUUCUUGUUAAUGUUAUCAAGAGUCUGGACUCUAGAUUCGAGCGACAUUUUAUUCCAAUGAACUCUGGUUCCCUCCGCGGGCCGUUCAGUUAUUACAUAAGUUAUUUAAAGGAAUGGGGUCUGAUCGCCUAGAAAACGCAAUUUAACGAGAAGAGAGGACGGGUAGGAGGCGGUUAAGACAAAUCUUACUCAAGCCUCCUUUUUGAAAAAUAUACACGUAAAAAUUUACCUUUAAAAUGUACAUUUGUAUAUUUUUUCUAACGAAAAUAACUUUUUUCGGCUAUUUUAGGGGUUUUCCGUAUAACUUACUGGAACAUUUUGGGGUAAGGAUCUAAUCAGACUCACAUGAUUCAAAAUUGAUUCAUGGUUCUGGCGGGUGCCUUACAGAGAGGAGGGAGCUCAAAAAGUCAACCAAAAAUAUCAAAAUGUUUCAUGCGAUACUCGAGCGGCCUCCUAGUUCUGUAGUGCUGUUCUGGUUCUCAUAGAAUUCUUGAAUCGAAAAAUAGGAGACAAAACUGAUUAAAUGUGUCUUUGUAUCAAUACAUGAAUUGAUAUGACUCUAAUUGGACGUAUUUAUGCUAAAAGAAACUGUGAGCAUAACUAUGUAUGUAGGUUUGCGUACAAGAUAGUUUCUUCCAGCACAAAUACGUCCAAUAUACUGACUCAGAAUCACUUUAAUUUGACCUAUUUAAAUCGAAAAGAACCAUAUACAUUCUGGCAUGAGCUCGGAGAUCCAUAAGAGUACAUGAAUGAUAUUGCUCAUGUCGCAAUGGAUGUAGUUCGUUUAAAUUCAAAUGCGUCCAAUAACUGUCUUAUAGUUGCGGAGUUUCAUUAAUUUUCUCGAUUUUCAAGUCAAAUGAUUACUGGGCGUCUCAAUUUGAACCGAAUAUAACCUAUCAGAGAAUGCAUGUAUGUGUGUAUGCGCGACUUUUGGUCCCAUUUGCUCAUCAAGUGAUUUAGAAGGCUGUGAUGCUCUUUUUUGUUCUUCAAAUCCUCAUUUUAAAUUCCAGUGUACCUCAUGUUCAGGAAAAUCAAACCAAUGAAUCAGGAAAACGAUGUUGUAUCGUUAGUUAAAACGUGUGAUCUUUGAUGUUCAUACGAGUAUGUGAUUUAUUGUCAUCUCUCUUUUAAUUAAUUUUGGCGUUUAGCAAAUGAAUGAUUGUAUCGUAUCGAAAUUUUGAAAGGCUCUUGAAAAAUAAAAGAAAAGUACACAGAA